UGCAAUCAUAUACACCCACCCCCAUAUUAGGAUAACUCCGGAUUUAGGUGUUGUUUUGACAGCAGUUGAGCUAUGAUUUCAAUAGUCUUACUGUGUGUCUACAUGAAAACUCAUAUGUGUGCCUGGCUGAGCAGUAUUUCCUGCUUACAAAAGCGACCCAAAGUGGGAUUUUAAGAGCCUAGAGAAAGUUUUAGUAACUUUAUUAUUUAAUUUAGUUGUCUUCGGAUUACGUAACGCGAGAAAAUAUGCUGCGCUCUUUUAGGGAUCACAUAUGGGAGAGUUGGGAGUGGGAUUCACACAGUAAAUCCCCUGAUGCUCAGCUGUCAGCAUGCCGACAGUCUGUUUAUUUUCAUGUCAGCCCUCUACUGGACAGUCAGGGCACUGCAGGGGUCAGAGGCACCAAAGGUUUUAGUCAUGGUGAGCAUUACUGGGAGAUUGAGUUCCUUGAACCUCCAUAUGGAUGCUCUGUAAUGGUGGGGGUCGGUACCCAAAAUGCACUGCUGCACACAGGGGACAAAAGAUUUAUUAACCUCAUAGGCAUAGACAGUGAGAGUUGGGGACUGUCAUACAAGGGCUUUAUCUGGCAUAAUGGAAGGAGUCGAAAAUACACAGAACCGUUUUACGACAAAAAUACAGUCAUUGGGAUUCUGUUGGACCUGAGUGCUGGAACACUGACGUUCUACCGAAAUGGAGUUAACCUUGGGGUUGCCUUUACAGGCCUAAAGCAGAUCAGCAAAGCUCUGUAUCCUUUGGUGAGCUCCACCGCUCCUGAAACAGAGCUUCAGCUGGGUUUACGAACCCACAGAAUGUCAUCCCUACAAGAACAAUGCAUACACAUCAUCACACAGAGCCUUUCAAAUUAUACAAACGCACACAAAUUACAGCUGCCAACAUCCCUGCUGUGUCAAAUUCUAACACAUGCACAUUCCUAAGUUAUGAUUUGUUUGUUGAUCAUUUACAACACAACAUUCACAGUCACCGAUAACUUUACAACAAACUCUUCAGGUUUUGUAUGAUGCUACAGUGGCAAGAAUUGUGAUGGAUUCUCAAUAUAAAAAGCCUCCCUCAAAAACAGAUUAUAUAUUUGCCAUAAAAUGCUAUGCACCAAAAUUUUAAAUUUUUUGUAUUUUUAUGUGUACAAGAACUGACUACAUUACUUCAUUCUUGACGUUAAGCGGGCAUAGUUAUUUGUAUGGAAUCAUGUAGAGAUUGUGAACAAAUGAGUUUUACCAAAUAUGUGAUUUUUGCUCAUCUUGCCAGUUGCCUUUAGUAUGCUCACUUACAUUUUUUUUAUAUUUCUAUGAGGCUGCUAUGCUACAACUGCACAUUGUGAAAAUCGAUAUACUUUUCUGUAUUUACAAUCAUUUUGAUAGUAUUCCUAGGUAAGUUAUUAUUGGGAUCAUUAUGCACA
Triplophysa dalaica is the source of this 1411-nucleotide messenger RNA. RefSeq names its product SPRY domain-containing SOCS box protein 3. The record is from RefSeq and is a predicted model, not a curated record. NCBI's taxonomy places the organism in Eukaryota, Metazoa, Chordata, Actinopteri, Cypriniformes, Nemacheilidae. The transcript has 5 exons. Gene Ontology annotation, molecular function: protein binding. The coding region runs from base 246 to 932 and encodes 228 amino acids. Gene Ontology annotation, cellular component: SCF ubiquitin ligase complex. Gene Ontology annotation, biological process: proteasome-mediated ubiquitin-dependent protein catabolic process.